AAAAGACUUUUACAAUUUGUUUCUCCUUCACAUACAUUCCGAGUCUCCUGUAACAAAGAAAGAAUAGCGAUAUGAGCAUGUUAGGGUUAACCAAUUUCAUACCCUCAUCAUCACUCUCAAUCCAUUCUCUUCGAUACCAACCACAACACUUUUCUACCAUUUCCAUCACCUUCAAUUCUCGAAAACCACGCCCACUUCCAUUGUCUGCAUCCAACAACAGCAACAGUAAUGGGGUAAAAGAAGAGGACAAAAAUUCACAACAACCACCCUCUUCUUCUGGACAAGAAGAACAAGAUAAACGACCCCUUUUUGGUUUGAAUUGGAGUAGCCUUUUAGAUCGAGAUCCUGAUAAUGUCCUUGCUCUUGGGCUAACUGGUAUUCUCACAUGGGCAAGUGUUCAAGUUCUGUGGCAACUCUUGUUUAUCUCUUUGGCUAUUCUUGUUGCUGCCCUCAAAUACUCCUUUAUUGCUGCUCUUCUCAUUUUCAUUCUCAUUGCCCUUCUCUAAUUCAUUCCAUUUUCUUUCUUUUGUAAUGUCAUGUUCAUAUAUAUCUAAUGGAGAAUUCAUUACAUAAUUAUUUUCCCUUUA
Medicago truncatula (barrel medic) is the source of this 587-nucleotide messenger RNA. RefSeq lists its product as uncharacterized. The transcript has a single exon. The record is from RefSeq and is a predicted model, not a curated record. Bases 72 to 506 code for a protein of 144 amino acids. Lineage: Eukaryota; Viridiplantae; Streptophyta; Magnoliopsida; Fabales; Fabaceae.